Messenger RNA from Thlaspi arvense, 507 nucleotides. The record is from the annotation of a GenBank genome assembly. Lineage: Eukaryota; Viridiplantae; Streptophyta; Magnoliopsida; Brassicales; Brassicaceae.
UUCAUAUUCCAAGACACUUUACAUAAGCACCCGAACAAGCAAGUAAAUAAGUAAAUAUACUCACAAACUCUAAACAUAAACGAAUCCUCAUAUAAUAUCCCAAGCUUUGAGGCAAAAGACACAUGGCGACAUCAAAAACAUCAGUUCUCAUCGUUUUCGUUCUUUAUCUCUCAGGCACAUUGUUGGUAAGCCUCUCUGGAAUCCAAGCGCAUAUAUCAUGCAUGACAGCAGAUGACUGUUCGGUGCUGUGUCGAGGUGAGUUUGAGGGAUGUGUGGACGGAAACUGCGUUUGCGAUUGGGUAAAACCAGAGACUGAGCUGACCAAGACGAUACGGUGCAAGAAGGACAGUGAGUGUCCCGAUUCUCGUGAAUGCCCUAAAGACUACUAUUACUCUUGUCUUCAUGGAGAAUGUACUUGCAUUGCUGUUUAACUUAAACCGAUAAUCUCAUAUGGCUACCCCCAUUAUAAAAUAAUAAAAUCUAAAUUAUUUAAUAAAAAAAUAUUCG